Rotaria socialis is the source of this 2331-nucleotide messenger RNA. Lineage: Eukaryota; Metazoa; Rotifera; Eurotatoria; Philodinida; Philodinidae. The record is from the annotation of a GenBank genome assembly.
AUGGAUCUAUUUUCGGACUCGAAAUCAUUUUCUAAUCGAAACGAAUGUAUUGAUUAUAUAACAUCAAACGAUCUUGAUGAUGGUGGUGAUCGAAUAAAGACAAGAAUCUUAUUGGUUACUUCUAAGGAAGCUGCUGAAGCCAUUGCUCCAAUCAUCUGUCAACUAGAACAAAUAUCAUUCAUUUAUGUUCUUGAUAACACACCCGAUGAUGAAAACGAUUUAACAUACGACACGAAAUAUAUUCAAAAUAGAUUUCGUGGCAAAUAUCACGAUUCAAACCUACUAUAUAUAAAAAUCGCCGAUGAUGUUGGUCAUUUAGAACAAUGUAAUGUACCUAUGACCGUAUAUUCAUUAUCGAGUAGCAGGGAAACAUCAGUACACAGUCUUGAUCAUGAAUUGGCUACAUUUUUAUGGUCUCAUAUUCUGAUAUAUGCAUUAAUAAAAAUGGAUUCACCACAAGCAAAAGUUGACAUGCUAGACGAAUGCCGUCAAUCCUAUGCGAAUAAUCCAAUCGCACUUGAAAAAAUUGAUGAAUUCGAAAGAGAGUAUAUCCCAUCUAAGGCUCUCUGGUGGUACACUCGUGACACUUUUGUCUAUCGCUUAUUGAAUAAGGCAUUUCGAUUGAAGAACAUCGAUCAAAUUUAUAAAUUUCGAUUCAUUAUUUCUGAUCUAGUGGCGCAAUUACGAAUACUUCAACAAAAGAACCAUGAACUAGCAAGUUCAUUAGAUAUUUUGUCGGUUUAUCGCGGCCAGUAUAUGGCUAUGGAAGAAAUCGAGUAUUUAAAAUCAAAUAUUGGCGGACUUAUUACACUUAAUGCAUUCACAUCGACUAGUACCGAUCUUCAGAUCGCUCUAAAUUUUAUUCUUGAUCCAAUGAAUUACGAAGGAAAUCAUGCAGUAUUUUUCGAAAUUCGAAUCAAUACAGAAUUGUGUCUAACAAAUCCGUAUGCAAAAGUUUCCAGUGUUAGUGCAAUACCUGAUGAAUGUGAAGUGUUGCUGUCAAUUGGAAUGAUAUUGCGAAUUGAUACCGUUGAGAAACAACAACUCAAUGAUAAAUUAUAUUGGUUAGUAAAAUUACAUGUAGAAAAAGAGGAGAUAUUGCCAAUACAAGACUUAUCUCAAUCAUUGAAAAGUGAUAUUGAUAAACAAGAAUCAGAUUUGGUGAUAUUCAGUACCAUUUUAUGGCAUAUGGGUGACUAUGAUCGAGCUGAAAAAUAUUCAAAAUUAUUAUUAAAUGAAUUAGAAACGAAUAAAUCAAAUCAAGCAAAUGUCUACAAUAUACUAGGUUUGAUUUAUGCAUCUAAAUUCCUUUACAAUGAAGCUAUUGAUUCGUAUAAUCAAUCGAUUGAGAUUCGUCGUCAAUCGCAAAAUGAAAAUGAUCAUAUUGACUUUGCACCAGUCUACAGUAAUUUAGGUUGUGCAUAUAGUGAGAAACAAAACUACAAAGAAGCUUUUAAUUGUUAUAAAAAGGCUUUAGAUUUAGCGCAAAAGUAUUUGCCGGCAAAUCAUGUACAAUUGUUUACUUACACUAUGAAUAUGGCUCUAGCCUACGAUAAUUUGAACGAUUAUGUAAAAUCGUUGACAUUUUAUAACAAAGCUUUUGAAAUCAUCGUUACACAUGUACAGUGGGAUCAUCCAGCAGUUGCAACACUUUAUAGUAAUCUUGCUUCAGUCUAUGGGAAACUUGGCGAUUAUGAACGAUCAUUAGAAUAUCAACAAAAGGCUCAUACAAUAUGGACAACAACAUUGCCACCAUUUCAUAGAAACAUAGCACAAUCUCAUUGUAAUUUAGGUACAGCUUAUGCUUCAGAUACAAAUUAUGAUGAAGCAUUAAAACAUUUUCAAUUAGCAUUGAAAAUUCUCGAAACUCAUCAUAGUGAUAUUUAUCAAAAUGUAUUAAAUGCAUCUUGCCAUAAUAAUAUUGGGACGAUUUAUUUAAAUAGACAAUUAUUUGAAUCAGCAUUAAUACAUUUCGAAAAAGCUUUACACAUUUAUAAGCAACAUACAAUGAAUGACUCCAUAGCGACUAUUUACAACAAUAUUGGAACUGUUUAUUCCGAUCUUGGCAAAUAUUCAGAAGCUAUGGAAUAUUAUUCGAAAUCCAUUGAAUUUCACAUGCUAGAAAUGCCAGCUGUCGACAAAUGUGCAUUAGCACUGGCAAUGGACAAUGUCGGAUUAAUUCAAUUUCAUUUUGGAUUAUACACUCAAGCUUUGGAGACUUUUAAAUCAGCCUUUGAUUUAGUUCUCGGUAUUUUACCUUCCGAUCAUCCCUCUAUCGUCAUGUAUAGCAAUCAUAUUGAAAUGGCAAAUAAUAAUCAAAUAUGCCAAUAG